Messenger RNA from Aedes albopictus (Asian tiger mosquito), 7523 nucleotides. RefSeq lists its product as uncharacterized. Gene Ontology annotation, biological process: DNA integration. The coding region runs from base 1538 to 6844 and encodes 1768 amino acids. NCBI's taxonomy places the organism in Eukaryota, Metazoa, Arthropoda, Insecta, Diptera, Culicidae. The transcript is spliced from 2 exons. The record is from RefSeq and is a predicted model, not a curated record. Gene Ontology annotation, molecular function: nucleic acid binding.
ACGUAGAUUACUGAUUUUGGAGUACUCCAUCCGAGUGCCCUCCGGGUAGCAUAUUAUCUCUCAUUUUUUUUAUAUACUACCUCUCAUAUCUCUAAUCUGUUCGGAGGAUUACGUUAGUAUUAGUACGGGCCCUUUUUUGCAUUCCAGUGUGGUUUUGUCGCUUUGCUUUAGUAAUAAAUAUACCAUUGCAUUGAACGGUCAACGUAUCGGUCCCCCUAAAAAUGUAGUUUCGUGUUAAGUAAAGUGCACAAAUAAAGUUUACUGAGUUUUCUUUUAGCAAAGUAUACGGUCGAAGAAAUCAAUUUAGAAUCCGCAAAAGAAACUCGCGAAACGCUAUUACACGAAAAAUAGUGUCCAAAACUAUUGUUCAAAUAGGGUCCGAACAAAUGGUGCCGUGACCAGGAUUUUUGUCGCGGAGUGAUUUUGGACACCAUCAUGUGCACAACGAAAUAGUGCGUUUUAUUUCGAUUGAAUCGCUGUUUCUGUGAGUGUGGAACAAACAAUAUCUAUCGACAAAACUAACGAAAGGUUCAAUCACCUUCAUAUGGCACCGGAUUGAGCGCAACCCAUACUCAAUGUGCCUAUCUAUACUGACCACCGGCUAGGCAGCAUUCAGCGGCAUUUUGUUCGGGGCGAAACCAAACGGUGGUUUCGUCAGCACAGUUUCAAAGAAAGUAGUUACCGGGGGCGCGUAUUAUCAUAUACGGUUUUUAAUACAAGGCCUGUACAGCCAGGCUCACACGGUGAGUACUUGGCUGGAAUUGUUGUUUAUGACCGAUCAUUGCAAUCAUUGUUCGCUUUUCGGAUUACAUUAUGCGAGUUCGCUGAUACUGGACGAUCAACUGAUGUGCACUUGGCUACUGAAGCGCUCGACCAAGUGCAGCACACCGUAGUGGAGGCAUAGCCUGUAUCGGAUGGUGCCUGGAGAAUUCGAAGAAUUGCUGCAGUUUUCCGGUUGCCGUUUAACCAUAAUUUCAAGGCUUAAUUUAUUAGGCUUGCAGGUGAGCCUCUGUCCAUUUAAUCUUAAACGAUUUGUGUGGUGCUGUGCUUCGUUGUAAAUUACAGUAGCCAUAAAUUGGUUUAUCACACUCGACCGGGGAUCGUUGGUGACGUCAUCGAAUCGUUGUUGAUGAUCGACUGUGCCCAAGAACAUUUUGCCGACUGAGGAACGCCCGGAACAUUACCGAUACGGAUCGCAAUUUUCAACUGGUGUACGCUGCUUAGAAGGGACUGCUACUGAUCGGCUGCGGAGAGCACUUUAUUACAACGCCUAAUUUAUUAGGCUUACAGUCGUAGUCGUGCAGGAUCAUUUUCUCCGGUUGGGAAACACUAGAGGCGCAGCCGAUAUAAUUGUAUUGCCGAUUGGUGGAUGCAUUUCACGAGAAACUGCUGCUGUUUGCUGUAGGAAGUAAAUUACAAGGCCUAAUUUCUUAGGCUCUCAGGUGAGCCUCUUUCCAAUCCUCGUAUUGCAUUUCUGUGUGGUGCUGUGCUUCGUACCUUUUUCACAGUUCUUUUCGUCGACGUCAACUACUGUGCGAUGACGAAGAAGCUGAAGCCGAAGCUGCAAGUGCGGGAUAACAUCGUGGAUUUCCUAAAACGCACAUCUCGCUUCCUGAAGAACUACGUCCCCGACACUCACGCCCUUCAGGUCCAGACUCGUAUGGACAAACUGGACGAGAAAUGGGACGAAUUUGAAGACAUCCAAGCACAGAUCGAGCAGAUGGAGGAGCACGAAGAGAAGGCGGAUGACCACAAAAGGACUAGGGCCGAGUUCGAGGAGUUGUACUUCCAGGUAAGGGCAGGGUUGAAAUCAAAGUUGCCAUCCACUCUUUCUUCUUCCGCACCCCCCUCCGCUAAUGCACCUGUGGGGGCGUGUGCCGGCAUAACAUUGCCAAAAAUAAAUUUGCCAGAAUUCAAUGGGGAAUUCGAUAAGUGGUUGCCAUUUUUCGACACGUUUAAGUCGCUAAUCCAUGAUAACCCGGAUUUAAGCGGUAUCCAACGUUUCCACUACUUGCGAGCGUCUCUAAAGGGUGAGGCGCUGAAAGUUGUAGAUUCCUUUCCAUUAUGUGAAGCGAACUACGCGGCGGCUUGGUCUGCACUAAUCAAACGCUAUUCGAACGUAUAUCUGCAGAAGAAACGACAUGUGAAUGCUCUUCUGCAGUUUCCGAAGUUAAAGAAGAUGACUGCUAGUGGGAUCCAUGACGUCAUCGAUUGCUUUGAUCGGCACACGAAAAUCUUGGAUCAAUUGGGUGAAGUGACAUCGGGCUGGGGGGCGAUGCUGACACAACUAUUGGUAUCCAAGCUGGAUGAUUCGACGCAGAAGGACUGGGAAGAGUUCGCCUUGAAGAAACAAGAUCCGACGUUCCGGCAAGUGAUGGAGUUUCUCGAGGGUCAAACCCGGAUAUUAGAUGCGAUUGCGGUCGAUCAGCGUGGCGAAUGUCAGCGUGUUCCAUUUUCCACUCCAUCCAACUCCUUCAAGAAAUCUGUGCCAAAGCUGGCAGUGAAUACAGCGUCUGAGAGUUCAACAACAAAGUGUGUUUCUUGCAGUGGUCCACAUUACAUAAUAAAUUGCCCCACGUUCGCGAAGAUGAGUCUGGAUAAGCGGUUCCAGGUUGUCAAUUCGAAGAAGCUGUGCAGCAACUGCCUCCGUCGCGAUCACUACAGUCGGGAUUGUAAGUCCUCUUUCCGUUGCCGAACGUGUAACAAGAAGCACCAUAGUCUCCUCCAUCCUGGGUUGUCAGCAUCCGGUUCCAAUUCAGCGACUGCCGCUCAGGAAUGUACUCAAUCGCAAACGGGCGGUUCGAAUGUUUCUACUACUGCAGUUGCUCCGGUUGAUGCUCCUCAGCAGGUGCUCCAGAGUUCGGUUGCUACAAUCUAUGCGGCAAAUGUCACAGCUGAAUCUCGAGAAGUUCAUGUUUUCUUGUCAACGGUUCUCGUGUCGGUGAAGGACUGCAACGGGCGGUCUCACAUGGCCAGAGCUCUUCUCGAUAGCGGAUCCCAGGCGAAUCUGAUCACGGAGAGAUUGUGCCAAGUCUUGAAGUUACCACGGAAACAAACUAGCGUGCCAAUCGCUGGUGUAGGCAGUGCGCGGGUUCAGAUAAACAGUUCUGUGUCCACCACAAUAGCUUCGAGAAUCACCGACUACGCCAUCCCGAUGGACUUCUUAGUUCUGAAGAAAGUAACAGAGGAUCAGCCUUCGACGACGAUUCCGGUCAGUAGUUGGAACCUACCAUCAGAUAUGGUACUGGCGGAUCCAGGUUUCAACAAGCGGGCUCCAAUUGACCUAUUGCUGGGAUUGGAGUAUUUCUACGAGUUCUUGUUACUCAACGGUGGUCGGAUUCAAAUACAGCGGGUAGGUGAAGGAAUUCCACUCUUCGUCAACACUGUUUUCGGGUGGAUAGCAGCCGGUAAAGCGGAUUUGGGUAGCCUUAACCCGAUUCCGUGCUGUCACGUAACGACCAACGCGACUCUGGAGGAAAAAAUUGAGCGAUUUUGGAGUAUUGAGGAGAUGCAGGACGUUCCACGGCGUUCUCAAGAAGAACAAGACUGUGAGGAACAUUUUCAAGCCACUUUUUCACGUGAUUCAACCGGAAGAUACGUGGUGCGUCUGCCGAAGCGAAUGGGUUUCGAGCAGAUGAUCGGUGAGUCGAGAGAUACGGCUCUCCGCAGACUUAUGCAACUUGAACGGCGGUUGGGCAAGGACGCAAAUCUGCGUAAGAGUUACAACGAAGCGAUGCAGACCUACUUGGAGCUGAACCACAUGACAGCAGUUCCGGACGAAGUUUUGAAACACGAUAGUCGUCUCGCUUGUUAUCUGCCUCAUCAUCCGGUUAUCAAAGAGUCGAGUACAACGACAAAGAUUCGGCCAGUAGUCGACGGUUCCGCGAAAACAACCUCGAACCACUCUCUAAACGACGCUUUGAUGACAGGACCGGUUCUUCAAGAUCCUCUUUUUGAUCUGGUUCUUCGCUUUCGCAAACACGCAGUUGCUCUCGUUGCAGACAUCGAGAAGAUGUAUCUACAGGUGAGAGUGCAUCCAGAUGACACCUCUCUACAGCGGAUUUUGUGGAGAUUCUCGCCGGAGGAGCCGAUUGCAACGUACGAAAUGAAUCGUGUAACAUUUGGUUUGGCUCCGUCUUCGUACCUCGCGACACGUUGCUUGCAGCAGCUGGCAGACGAUGAAGGAGAUUUGCAUCCACGGGGAAAGGAGGCGCUCAUCAACGACUUUUACGUGGACGACUACGUCGGUGGGGCAGAUUCUGAGUGUGAAGCUAUCUUGUUGCGGCAAGAUUUGGAGCAGCUAAUGCCUAAAGGAGGUUUUCGGCUGCGAAAAUGGAUGUCCAAUGCAAAGGGUGCGUUGGAAGGACUGCCACCGGAGGAUUUAGGAACUCAGUCUACGCUGAACUUCGAUCAAGAGCAGGUGAAAACGCUAGGAAUCCAUUGGCGACCAGGGCCGGAUGUGCUGGGUAUCGACGUGUCAAACCUUACUGUAAACGGACAGUGGACUAGGCGCAAGGUAUACUCCGUCAUCGCUCAGCUGUGGGACCCUAGCGGUAUUACGGCUCCAGUCAUUUCUUGGGCCAAGAUACGGAUGCAGCUUUUGUGGGUAGCAGUUCAAGGAUGGGAUGAUCCCCUGUCUGAAGAAUUAGCCAACCGGUGGACUGAGUUCUACCAUCAACUACCCGUCCUGUCAGAGAUCGAAGUGAAACGGCAUGCUUUCGUCAAUUAUCCGAUGUUGAUUCAGUUCCACGUUUUCUCGGAUGCGUCGGAAGCGGCGUAUGGAGCGUGCAUCUACGCUCGGUCGAUCGAUCAACGGGGACAUAUUAAAGUGGAACUAUUAGCGGCAAAAUCUCGACCAGCGAGUUUGAAGAAGACGACCCUUGCAAGGCUAGAAUUGUGUGGUGCUCAUGUAGCGGCCAAACUCUAUCGUGCGACUGCGAAAGCCCUUAAGAUGGAAGAUACGGAAACCUGGUUCUGGUCGGACUCAACGGUGGUACUGUCAUGGCUGAAGUCGCCGCCGUAUGUCUGGCCUACUUUUGUGGCUAAUCGGGUAUCUCACAUCCAAGAGCUGACAAAGGGACAUCGGUGGAAUCAUGUCAAGGGGACUGAAAACCCAGCCGAUCUCGUCUCACGUGGCGUCAUGCCCAAGGAUCUCGUCGACAAGCACCACUGGUUUCACGGGCCGGAUUGGUUGUCGUUACUCGAUCAGCAUUGGAAUACCGAACGGCAUUUGAAGUACGAACGACCAGCGGAGGAGCUGCUGGAGAGAAAGAAGAACGUUAUGGUCGUAGCCGAUUCUCAGCAACCACAUCUACUGCUGGAUCGCUAUUCUAGCUACUGGAAACUUCUUCGGAUCACGGCAUAUGUCCUCAAGUUCAUCCGGAGAUGUCAGCAUCGUAGAUCGCCCCCCACGUCCUCUUCCUUGUCUGUAGCGGAACUACAAGAAGCUAAAUACACGUUGGUGCGGUGUGUUCAACGGGAACCGUUUGCCGCGGAAAUCAAAGCGUUAGCCAAUCAUCGACCGAUUCAAGCCCACUCGUCGCUGAAGCUUCUUCACCCUUUUCUGGAUCACCAGGGCAUACUUCGAGUUGGUGGCCGGCUGAGAUUGGCCGGAGAAUCGUAUGCAGUUCGACACCCCAUUAUCCUUCCCAGCAAUCACACGUUUUCACGCCAAGUCGCAGUCGCCUACCAUGAAUUGUCGCUCCAUUCCGGCCCCCGAAUGACGCUCGCACAAAUCCGGCAAGAAUUCUGGCCAUUACGUGGAAAGGCACUAGCAACUUAUACUUUCCGAAACUGCUUACGCUGUUUUCGAACCAACCCUGUCCCUGUAUCCCAACCACCUGGUCAAUUACCAAAACCUCGUACAACUCCUACUCGUGCAUUCGCUGUCACCGGUGUAGACUACUGUGGUCCAGUCUACCUUAAGCCUGUUCACCGUCGUGCGGCAGCACAAAAGGCUUACAUCGCCGUCUUCGUGUGCUUCAGCACGAAGGCCGUCCAUCUGGAGCUGGUUGGAGAUCUUACCGCAUCUGCCUUCCUAGCUACGCUACGACGUUUUGUGGCCCGCCGAGGUCUGCCUUCUGAGAUCCACUCGGAUAAUGGCCUCAACUUCAAGGGUGCCAGCAACGAUCUCCGGGAGAUGUACGAGCUAUUGCAUGAUCCCGUCGUGCAUUCACAAAUCUCCAACGAGACGUCGAAACGAGGAAUCGUGUGGAAAUUCAUUCCACCUAGAGCGCCGAACUUUGGUGGCCUAUGGGAGGCCGCCGUAAAAUCUGCCAAGACGUCACUCGUUCGUGUUCUGGGGCAGCGUAGAUUGUCAUUCGAGGACAUGGCGACCAUCCUCACCCAGAUCGAGGCUGCGAUGAAUUCGCGGCCACUCACCCCCCUAUCGGAGGACCCAGACGAGUUAGAUGUGCUCACACCAGGGCAUUUUUUGACUGGCUCCUCGUUGUUAGCCCUCCCCGAUCCGGACUACAGUGAGAUCCCUCUGAAUCGGCUUCACCACUACCAGGGACUACAGCAGAUAAUUCAACAGCAUUGGAAACGGUGGAGACGGGAAUACAUCUCGCAACUCCACAACCAGAACCAAAGAUUCCCACAAGCAACUAUACUCGCGGUAGGCCAAAUGGUACUCCUAAAGGAAGAUGGGAAUCCAGCCAUCGAGUGGCCCCUUGCCCGCAUUAUUGAAGUCCACCCAGGCCCGGACGGAGUGGUCAGGGUGGUGAAGGUACGGAUGCCAAGCGGGUCUAUCUACAAGCGGCCAGCAUCGCGGGUGUGUUUGCUACCAUUCGAGAGGACUUCCCCGAAAGAUGAAACGCUGUCAACUCCAAUCAGCGCAACGUAGAUUGUUUAAGAUAUAUUGGUUCUCAAAGUGUUUUAGGUUAGAUAUAAGUUUUUUGGAUAUUGAAAUCGUAAAUUCCAUAUAGAAUUUAGGUGGCCGGCAUGUUCACGUAGAUUACUGAUUUUGGAGUACUCCAUCCGAGUGCCCUCCGGGUAGCAUAUUAUCUCUCAUUUUUUUUAUAUACUACCUCUCAUAUCUCUAAUCUGUUCGGAGGAUUACGUUAGUAUUAGUACGGGCCCUUUUUUGCAUUCCAGUGUGGUUUUGUCGCUUUGCUUUAGUAAUAAAUAUACCAUUGCAUUGAACGGUCAACGUAUCGGUCCCCCUAAAAAUGUAGUUUCGUGUUAAGUAAAGUGCACAAAUAAAGUUUACUGAGUUUUCUUUUAGCAAAGUAUACGGUCGAAGAAAUCAAUUUAGAAUCCGCAAAAGAAACUCGCGAAACGCUAUUACACGAAAAAUAGUGUCCAAAACUAUUGUUCAAAUAGGGUCCGAACAAUGACUUUUUGAAUAAAAGUGAUUUUAUUAAAAAAAAAUGCCAAUAUCAUUUUAACUACGCGAGUUAGAACUUUGAGCUCUUUGGAAAAAAAUAUGCGUCGUUGAUAGUUCUAAAAGUGCUCGGAACAAAGUAUUUACUAAAAUCGAACAAAUUAAAAGAUAUUUCAGGAAAACUGAAAUUCAUGAAUCA